Molecule: messenger RNA, 3946 nt
Organism: Misgurnus anguillicaudatus (oriental weatherfish)
Lineage: Eukaryota; Metazoa; Chordata; Actinopteri; Cypriniformes; Cobitidae
Product: midnolin-A
Cellular component (GO): nucleus
Molecular function (GO): protein binding
Source: RefSeq, a predicted model, not a curated record
UUUGGCUGUGGGCGGGGUUUCUCAGAAGAAGAGUCGUAGCGAAUGUAAAACGCUCACGCUAGCGUCGACUUCACAGAGCGAGCGAGCUGCUGCCGACAGAAUCUGAACGUUUGUCGAAGCGCUAAGCUGAUUCUCGGUCGCUUCUGCAAAACUACACACUUUCUACUGAACACAGAUGUAUUUCGCGGUCAUAAUGGGUUGUUGAUAGAGAUAUUUGUUGUGUUUUCGUGCCGUUGAGGCUCGUGACCGGAUUUGCCCGUGGAUUUAUCAGCACACUCGGACGGAAUCUAUUUGUGUGAUUUUUCAGCUCACAGACUUACAGUUAUCAGACAUCGGAUGGAUCGGAACAGUGAGGUGCGGGACUGCAUGAAUCUGUCUAUCAGCUGCACGACCGGAACCUGUCUCGAGCUCCCGGUUCCGCUGGAGGAGACCGUGGACGGACUGAAGAGAAGACUGUCCCAAAAACUGCGAGUCCACAGAGACAGACUGAUGCUGCUGCUGCGAGACACGCGGUUGAGCUCCGGAAAACUGCAGGAUUUUGGUGUCCGUGACGGAAGCAGGUUGACGUUGGUUCCCACAGUUGAAACUGGACUGAUGUCGCAGUCAUGGCGGCCGGAGCAAUCGGUCCUGCAGGCAUUAGAGAGUCUAACAGAUGCACAGAUUAGUGAUUUUCUGUCGGGGCGCUCGCCGCUGACCCUCACCCUGCGUGUGGGUGAUCAUAUGAUGUUUGUGCAGCUGCAGUUGUCUGCACAGCAGACAGUGCCGUCCGUCUCCAGGGGUCCUACAGGCACCAACCAGACCCCUAAAGGGAUGGGCACUAAUGAAUCCUUCAGAGGGUUGAGUUCUCCCCAGCGGGACCGGGAAGUCCUUAAGACCACCCCUUCACCUCCCUGCAGCCAAAGUGUUCAUAGCCCCACCCCUGCAACACCCCGCCUUCAGGCUGAGAGCAGUGUUCAAAACUCCAGACAGCAACACAAACCAGGUGCUUUUAUCGAGAGUCUCGUCAACCACGCGCCCGGUGUUUUCUCAGGAACGUUCUCGGGUACUUUACAUCCCAGCUGUCAGGACUGCAGUGGCCAUCCUCGCCGUGACAUCACCACAAUCCUUCAGAUCUUGAACGACCUCUUGAGUGCCACGCGUCACUAUCAGGGCUCCCCUCCGACCCUGGCGCACCUCAGCUGCCGGACACCCUGCCCUCCGGCAUCGCCCCGUUCACCCACACCUACCUCAGAGAAACAGCAGCAGAGCGGGCACCUGCGCAGACCCUCCACUGAAUGCUUGCGGCAGACGGAGAAUAAAGCCACGCGCUGCAAAGUGGAGCAGCUUCAACUGUUACUGCAGCAGAGACGCCUGCGACGGAAGGCAAGGAGAGACCCACGCGGGCCGUACCGCUGGCCGACCGACCGCAAGGCCGCACGUCGUCAUAGCAACAGCAGCCUGUCCAGCGACGGUUCCCUUGACUUGGGCUUCGAGGAGCCCGUCUGGAAACCAGAGGUGCAGACGGACAUGAAUGCCGAGUUUGUCGUGGCCUGAGCGGCGAAGGUGAAAAACGAGGAGCUACGGAAACCAUGCGGCAUUUCCUGGCCGAUGAGAUGAAGGGCUGUCAGUCAUCUGCAGACGAAUCGGUGAAUCGCUGGGACGGACGUUCAGAAUCAUUCACAGCUGUUACUAAAUGCAGUAUGUAGCAUUAUCACAUCAGGUUCAUGUUUUGCACAGAUCGUUUCUCUCGUGAGCAUUAAAUAUUUUUGAUACUCGGUUUGGAGGACAUCACACUGACAGUCAAUUAUUUGGUUGAUCAACAGACAAGCAGAGUUCUUGAGGAAAUCUCACAAACGUCCAGCUCAUUUAAAAAGUUAAUGAAGCAGAUUUGUUGUAAAGAGAUUUAAAGAAGCAAACAAAUUGACUUGAAAAUCUCUCUGGUGUAAUGCACCUGGAUUUGACUUUAUUACUUGUUUGGUGUCAUUUUAUUGUCAUGAAAAUACAAGAAAAUUAUUCCUAUUCUGACAAUUAAAGCUUCAUUUUGUUUUGAAAAAUAUUUCUUAUUUCUUUCAGUGGAUUUUGGGGUAAAAUAUGAGCGAGGCGUUUACUGAAAGUAAUUUUUGCAUAUACAGUUUUGCAUAUUUUAUUGAUAUUUAAAGGGACGGUUAACCCAAAAAAUAUAAAUAUUUCUUUGUUCUGCUGAACACAAAGGAGGAUAUUUUGAGGAUAUGUUUGUAACCAAACCAUUUUUGAGCAGUGUUGAACUCCAUAGUAGUAUUUUUUUUUUAUGGAAGUAAAUGGUGCUUCUGUUUCUUGCGUCAUUACAAAUACCUUCCUUUGUGUUCAACGGUAAUUUAUUGGGGUUUGUAACAACAUGAGCGUGAAUCAAUGAUGACAGAAUUUACAUUUUUGUGUGAACCAUCCCUUUAGGACAAAUGAAACCGAGAUUCCCUCUGCAUUAUGUGCUGUGUGAUUGAUUUAUAAAGUCACUUUUGAAAUGUGUCCACAUUUAUUCUGCCGAGACAGAAACCCGGACCACCACGAGAGGCUUUCUUUAGCCGGUUGUGAUCACAUGAUCGGCAUCAGUCGUGAUGCUUCUCGCAUGAAUGGAUUUGAUUUUCGAGUCUGACCAAAGCGAGCAUAUCUGAACUUAUGUCCGCUGUUUGACUUUACAUUUGAUUAGUGUUAUAACCUAUUACUUGAUCCUUCUGAUGUCCAGUGUGGACGGCGAUCGGCACCCUGGACUCACUGUGUUUCUACAGUGGCCUUAUCUCUCUUAAAAGACUAGAAAUGCAAACCGUUUGGAUCAAGGAGUCCAAACUGCAUCUGAGCAUUUGUUUCCUGUUUCCUUUUUGAACAUUACUGUUUUUUACAGACAUGACACGCUUGACAUUCUUGUUAUCACUGUAAUUGACACAUUCAUGUAUAAGCUGUUUAAACCCACUCACUCGUUCACAAAUUUCUUGUCGUUCACUAGCUGUAGAAAGUGAGCGGGCAUCACUGUAGUCACCACUGGUUGCUUUCUGAUGGAAAUGUGGAAUUACAAAAUCACAACUUUCUGAAAAUCCAUUACGUGAAGUUUUUUUUUUUUUUAAACCUUUGCUCCUUCAUUUCGAAUCGACAGCAAAGACAUUGUUGAUGGUUUGCCUGCGGUAAUGAUGUUUGAUGGUCUCGUCCUGUCUUUAUUUCCUCAUAGGUUUACAUCAUUGGAGUAUUUAAAUAAGAGAGUAAAGAAGAGUUCAGAUGCAAAACCCUUUAAACAUUUUAAAUUUGCCUUUUUUUCAGGCUCUCAUGUUAGACUCAGUAAUUUUACUUAAAGGCGAAUGAAAUGGUUAUUAGUAAGUAACUGAAAUUGUUACAAGAGUCACUUUAGUCAUUUCAUGGGUAUUUAACAAAUUUAACUGUGUUUCGCAGCAAAACCCUCUAAGUGCUUUUUGGUAAAAAUCUUCACUUCUAUAAAAGUAUAUUCAGUAAACCUCCUUUAUCUGACAUACAUCGUUUUUUGUGCCCUUAGAGGACUAUAUUUCAUGAACGCAUAAUACAUGCCGAGAGCAUUCUGUCAAUAUCAUAUUAUUUUCGACGGAUGAGGCGUUUAGUGGCUUUUGCAUCUGAGCUCUUCAAAUAAAGCUUGAAUCGUUCUGUUCAUGAGACUUUUAUAAUUUGUCACCUUUUAGACCCUUAACUUAUUUCUGCAUUUGUGCUGUGUUUGUAAAGACGAUCACAUGGUUAGCAGAUGAGUUGUGAUGUCAUUAUUUCCUAUUGUGUCAUCUGUAACGCUGGUUUAAGAUCUAUGUAGCACAUUUAUUCAACUGUACUGGUUCAUUUUUAAAACUGUGAAAGAUACUGAGCUUUGUGUUUGCUUGUUUUUUUUUCUUGUAUUCUGUGUUUUGUCAAAAAAUAAGUACAAUUUGUUUUUAAUAAGCAAUAAUUCGUAUCCUUUUAUCAGUUAAUAAAUUAAAUAUUGUGA